AGCCCGAGUAGCCCAUGGCGGGCAGCGAUGUGGCAUGUGAGGGGCCAACACGGAGGGGAGGCGCCACCCGGAGCCCCGGGGCUCCGGGCGGGCUGCGCAGCCAGGCAGCGGCGAGCUGCCCGGAGCCGCUGUCCGCUGCUGAAGCCCCGGCCGAGCGCGGCGCGCUGCCCGCCUGGAUGCGCCUCUACUUCUACGGGAUGCACGGCAUCACCCUGGACGUGCUGGUGUCCUCCGCCAGGCGCUUUGCCCGCAGCCUGGAUCUGCGGAUGCUGGGCUUCUCAUCGCCCUACCGCUGCCUCCUGCACUCGCUCACUCACUUCGCCCUGGAGCAGCUCUACCUGCAGCGGCCGCGCUGCCCCAGCGCCUUCCUCUUCAAUUUCCUGCUAUACCCCUGGGCACACGUGGGGCUGCAGACCCUGGCGGGCCAGGCGCUGCUGCUCAGCCUAGGUGGCGGGUCGGGGAGCGCGGUGGCGCCGGGGGCGCUCGACCUAGCACUGCAGUACAUACUGGCGCUCUACCACGGCCAAGUGUUCCUGAAGCGCUUCCUCCGUUUGCGGUACCCGCGGCAGCGCCACCAGCAAACCAGGGACACUCUACCGGCAGCCCCGGACUCCCGAGUCCUUUUGGAGGCUGGUGGCCCGCGACAAGGACCCUGCGACCCCCAGGGCGAAGAAGGUGCUCCUAGCCAGGGACUGCCAGACCUCCUCCGCUUCCUUUUCUUUGGAAUGCAUGGCUUUUUGGAUGAGAUCUUCUUCACCUUCUUCUUCAAUGUUCUGGGGCAGGGGGACGGGUCCAGCAGUGGGCACACGUCGCUCUGGUCCUUCUUCAUGUAUGGCAGUUGUAGUUUUGUGGUGGAAAAACUCUACUUUCACCUUCACCACAGCCGUGGCUGGGGCACCUGGAAGCGGGUGCCCAUCUAUGUGAUUUUUAUCUAUGCCUGGGAGUUGUCCUGGGGUCUGGGACUUCGCAUGUGUGGGGCCUGUUCUUGGGACUAUUCUCACUAUCCGCUCAAUUUCAUGGGCCUCAUCACUUUGAUGUAUUUGCCUGGUUGGCUAUUCCUUAGUGUGUACCAAGACCUACUUUCCAACGUGUUGUGGAGGGUUCAGUAUGUCCCAACGAACUAAGACUGGGGG
Messenger RNA from Phodopus roborovskii (desert hamster), 1133 nucleotides. It is a transcript of the gene Tmem229a, whose product is annotated as transmembrane protein 229A. The coding region runs from base 15 to 1124 and encodes 369 amino acids. The transcript has a single exon. Lineage: Eukaryota; Metazoa; Chordata; Mammalia; Rodentia; Cricetidae. The record is from RefSeq and is a predicted model, not a curated record.